GUCGGUCCGCGGGGAAGUCGCAAGAUGGCCGACGUCGCAUGAAAGUAUGGUCCUCUCCUCAACAUGAAGUCGUGAGUGAGAAAGAGAGCGAGGGAGCUUACGUCGGGCGUUUGUUUUUGUUUAUUUUAGUUGUUUUACUUUAUUUUUCCCUUAAUUAUUCAUCUCAUUCCGAAUCGUGGCUUCCCUCGAUUUGUCUCGACUAGUUGACGCGUCAAUCACGCCGGGAUCUUGGCUAACUGGCUAAUUGCGCGAGCUAGUUUGUUAGCCGCAAACUGUAGCUCUCAUAACUGUUACCAGUAAAAGAAAAACGUACUGUAACCAGUGUCAGUUAGGUGUAGUUUUAAUAACAGCGAGCAUGUUGGAUAGCUACUGCGUAGUCAUUGUUUAAAUUGUAAUUAGAUGGGGUGCAUAUAGGAUUUAUUUUGAUGUUAUCAACAUGGUCGACAUUAUAACUGUAGCGUGCGCGCUGUUGUCAUCCAUCGUUACAUUGUAGGCAGUGGUUAUAGUUUUUACGGUGCAACAUUGUAAUUAAUAAAAACGGAUACGUCGUACUUUGGACUAUAACACUGGCACAUCACUGUAACACGUUAAGGAAUGGACACACAUUAUACCUACACGACCAAAUGUAAAAUAUAGCCACACAUAUCUGUAAUUUCACAGGGGUUUUGGCUGGCAGUUGCAUUUGUCGGGACAUUAUUCGGACACACCACAUUGUAGACAUUUCAGUUUUUAGUUAACCAGCUAUUACAUUUUGUCAUUCAGCAGAACAAGCAUUUAUUACAGAACAAAACAAGUCCACACACUUUGACUGAGUAAUCUUCUCAAUAUACGGUUCAGACAUCUCGCGUUUUUAGACAGUCGUGCAAACAACGCACGAUAUGGGAGUUCAAGGCUUUCAAGAGUAUUUGGAGAAACGUUGCCCCGGGGCGGCAGUUCCAGUAGACCUUCUCAAGCUCGCACGAACAGCAGGCCGUCAGCCCCCACAUUAUCAUCACCACCACCAUCCAAGCUCGCUGCCUCCGCCUCCCCCGCCAGCUCGCAUUCUCGUUGACGCAGACUCUGGCCUUCAGCGGCUUUAUGGGGGCUACCAGACCGACUGGGUUUGUGGAGGCGAGUGGAACGCAAUGCUCGGCUAUCUGGCGGCGCUCUCCCAGGCUUGCUUGUAUCAGGGCGGACUGGAGCUGGUGGUGAUUUUUAACGGCACACUUGGGAAGGAUCGCUGGCCGGAGUGGGCGCGGCGGGCGCAGGGGCAGAGGCAAACAGCGCAGCUUAUCGUCAACCACGUCGGCAGCAAGGCCACGCCCCCUCCGCGGGCCUGGUUUUUGCCCCCGGCCUGCCUGAGCCACUGUGUCCGCCUCGCUAUGUUCCGAUUCCGCGUGCGGGUGGUUCAGACCCUUGAGGACCAUCACCAGGAGGUGCUAUCCCUGUACAGAGACUACGGUUUUCAGGGUCUGAUCGCACAGGACUCAGAGUUUGCGCUAUGCAACGUCCCAGCCUAUUUCAGCUCACAUGCUCUCAAGCUCUCCUGGAAUGGCAAGAAUCUUACCACUCACCAGUACCUGCUAACAGAGGCUGCUCGCCAACUUGGCCUCAAGACCCAGCACUUGCCCAUCUUUGCUGCUCUACUCGGUAACCACAUUCUGCCAGAUGAAGACUUGGCUGCCUUUCAUUGGAGUCUUCUGGGGCCAGAACACCCUCUAGCCUCACUCAAGGUAAGGGCUCAUCAGUUAGUUCUCCCACCCUGUGAGGUUGUCAUCAAGGCUGUAUCUGAGUAUGUGGCGUCUAUCAAAGAUCUUGGGAAUUUGGAUUUGGUGGCCAAGGAUGUUUUUAAGCAGUCACAGUCUCGAACUGAAGACAAAGUUGAAAGGUUUAAGAAGGCAGUGGAGUAUUUUUCAGUGGCCAGUAAGCCAAGACCUCUUUCCAUGGGACCUUCCCCUUACCUCUUUCCAGGCUUUGGGCCUAGUCAGUUUAGUGGACCUCCAGGCCACAUGGGGGCAGUGCCGCCUGGCAAAGCUCAGUUUGGUCCACCCCAGGUGUCAGGUGUUAAGGUGCCUUAUCCAGGUGGGCUCUAUGGAUCCAGCCCUGCCAUUGGUCCUGCCCAUUUAUGCCAGAACCCCACACAGCCUCUACAGGACUGUAAUGAUUCACUAGUUGGGAAAAUGGGCUUUGCUGAUUGGUCUGCCCCGUAUGAUUCCUCUCAAGGUGGCAACCGACAGCCUAAUCAUCACUCCGCUGCUCCCACAGGCCCAUCCCCUUCAUCGUCAUCAUCUUCAGAUGGGGAAGAGCAAAAUGACACGAGCACUAAUCAUUUGGCUGACAAGUCUUCGAGAUGGGAAGAUCCCAGUGGACGGGGAGGUGGGGCCUCUGGGGACGGUCACCACGGUAAUGGAAGUGGCCCUUCUAUCCCGUCAUUGCUGUCCAUGCCAACACGGAGUCACAUGGACAUCACAACGCCACCCCUUCCACAGGUCAGUGCUGAGGUGCUGAGAGUGGCAGAGCACAGACACAGAAGAGGACUCAUGUACCCACAGAUCUACCACAUCCUGACCAAGGGGGAGACGAAGAUGCCCGUGUGUAUAGAGGACGAGUGCAACCCAGACCUGCCACCUGCCUCGCUACUUUUCCGUUCUGCCCGCCAAUAUGCCUACGGGGUGCUGUUCAGCUUGGCUGAGACCCAGCGGAGGUUGGAGAGAUUGGCCAUGCGCAGACGCAGUCCAGUUGACGUGCCCCCAGUGAUUGUAAAGGAGUGGUGUGCCAGUAAAGCUAAAUCUGCCCUGACUCCAGAGCUCGUCCCAGCCCUGUGUUUCCGCGAGUGGACGUGUCCCAACCUGAGGCGGUUGUGGCUGGGCAGAGCCUCAGAGGACCGUAGCCGCCGCACUCGAGCGUUCCUGGCAUGCAUGCGCUCUGACUGCCCUGCCCUUCUCAACCCGGCUUGUGUGCCGUCUCACCUGCUGCUCAUGUGCUGUGUGCUCAGGUAUAUGAUGCAGUGGCCGGGAGGCCGCAUUCUUCAGCGCCAUGAGCUUGAUGCCUUUUUGGCUCAAGCUGUGUCCAACCAGCUCUAUGAGCCCGACCAACUUCAGGAACUCAAGGAAAGUCAUGUGGAGAAGGUGGAUAACCGUGGGGUACAGCUGGCCUCUCUGUUCAUGAGCGGUGUGGACACUGCCUUGUUUGUGAAUGAUGUAUGCGGACAGCCCCUGCCAUGGGACCACUGCUGCCCUUGGGGCUUCUUUGAUGGAAAGUUGUUCCAGAGCAAGCUAGCUAAAGCCACCAGAGACAGAGCCUCCUUACUUGACAUGUGUGAAGGCCAGGAGGAACUGGUUUCAAGGGUGGAGAAGAUGCGCCAAGCCAUUCUGGAAAGCAUCAACCUCUCCCGACCGCCUCCCCCUCCUCCACCACUGCCACCCCCUGCAUUCCUUCCCCCUGCCAUGGUGCCUCCUUUUUACCCCAUGCAUCAUCUGUACCCUCCUCGACCCCUGGGCUCCAUGCCACCACCACAUCAUCACCCCCAGCACCGGCCCAGGGCCUUCCCAGGAAUCCAGUCUAUACCUCCCCAGGGUGGCAAGUUGGAAAUAGCUGGCAUGGUUGUUGGUCAGUGGGCUGGGAACAAGCCACUGCGUGGCAGAGGGGGAUUUAAUAUGCAGGUGGUGUCAGUAGGAGGGAGAGGAAGGGGUAAAGAGCUGGCAUCAAAAGGAAGGGGAGGGAAGAAAAUGACCACAAACAAAACACAGACACUUUCGUCAUCACCUCCCUCCUCAAGCCCCCCAAAGCUCAGCGAGGAUCCAAAAGCUGUGGGGCGACCUGCUGGACCCCCGGAGGGAACAGGGACUGUAUCGCAGCAGCUGAACGGCAGCUCUUCAGGAAGCGCCACUGAUCAAGCCCUUGACCUGCCACCACUGGCCCAGCCAAUCCAGUGUGCCUUAGCCAGCAGAGACAACCAGUCAGGAGAUGGCGUGGAGGUAGAGGCCCCUUGUUGCCUUGACGACUGCCCGUCAGAUGGUGCACUACAGAAAGAGGAGUAAUUACAUCCCAUAACGUAAUGAGAGCGUGAGAGGGAAUGAUCUAAGGUUGACUGCCUUUUCCUUGCUAAAUUAAAUAUGUAGGGCACAGUAGCCACUUUGUGUUAUCAUGAUAUAAUGUAAGAUGCAACACAUGCUGGAAACAACAGGUGGACAGUGACAGGAAUUUGGUCCGUGUCACCUUACGAGCCGGUUCUGGUUUCAAACUUAGAAAGUUUAAAUCAUAACCCUCGACUGCACAUCGCCCUGAAUCUUCAGAUUCUGGACCAUUUUUUUCCACUGGCCAAUCGGUGUUGUAGCAUAGUGAAAAGCUCUUUUAUUUCAGUGUCAUUUUGUUUUUAGAGCCAUGGUAUAUCAGUGGUGUCUGUGAUAUAUCUAUGAUUGCCUAAAAUGGCUACGAAAGGCCCUUAUUGCCCAAAGUAUAUUUUAAAAUAUCUACUCGGAACACUGUUGCACCGUGUUAAGUAGCACAGCAGCACCCUGCUCUAAAGUUUCUACCACACAGCAAAGAAUUACACUAUAACCCUUACUGCAGUGCACCACAGACAACACUGCCCUGAAUACAGUAGAAGAAUGAAAACUGAUGGAAAACACGGGUUGUUAUUUGUAUGUCACAGUGUGCAUUCACAGACACAUGGUAGUUCCUUUUUUUUUUGGUGGCCAUUUCUGACGAAGUUGCCAUUGUCUUAUACACAGGCAGUGAAAGGUUUCUAAAGACGCCUCUAAGCGUUUCUUAGAGGCAUCUUUAAGUGAGAAUGAGCAAGAACAAUUGAACGUCCGAGAGAGUCGUACAGGUUGCACUUAGCAUUGCGUAGCUCAACUCUUGAUUUAUUUCACAUAGAUUUGUGGUGAUCUUGUGAGCCCACAUCCCCUUUAGGGAUAGUAAACACAGCACUUCGACUUGAUCCUAACUAAAGACUUAUAAAUAAAAUAUUUAAAGCACCUUAAGGUUAUAGAUAUGCAAGCUCCUCUCAAUAAUGAGGAAGAAAUGCCCCUAAAAAUGGAUUGUAUUCUAACAUAAAGCACUUAAAAUAUUAUUUAUCAUAAGACAGUACUGCCCUAUAUAGUAGCUUGAUCAAUUUUACCGAGCUUUUGACAGUUUAACUGUCCAUAUGAGCUUUUACCUUGCGUGUUGUUUACCAGUAUGAUGUACAAAUUGGCACCAACCCAUCUGAAUGUGAGAACUGAGUGCGUUGUACCUGCACUUUGUUUUAAAAACGAAAACACACUGGGUUGUCCUCGAACCAGGAUAAAGAAAAAUCGAGGCUUCUGCUAGAGUUAGGGAGGAGGCGAUACAGUGUGUUCAGAGUGAACCAUGAUACUGUUCGACAUCCCAGCUGAUUGUAUAUAGACCCAAAUGUACAUGAUCCUGUUAGGCAAUGAUGUGAUUUAGAGAAGUGAUUUUAUCAGUGGUCGAGAAUGCACACAGUCCCUCAGACAGUCUUUAAAAAUCUGCCGUUUGACAUUGCUCAGCUUCACUAUGCUUUCUGGUGAAAUGUUUGAUUUCGAUUUGAGUUCUCUUCUCAGCGGUUCGGUUCUUCUGGCCCUCUUGUCGAUCACGUCUUCUCUGUGCCUUGUGCAUGUGUACCAUGUGGAUGUUUCGUGUGCAUGUGCAUUCUCCCACCAUCGCUAAAAUCAUCGAAAUUUUCGUCACAUUCAGAAUAAUUGAAAGUAAUUACUGAACGAACCGUAGGAUCACCUUCUAUUGUGACAGUCAUUUAAAAAAGUCAGUGCUUCUCCAGACCGUUUGUGACAAUAAUCUCUUCGUCUAGUCUCGUUUUUGUGACUCCUAUAAACUUCUUUUGUGACUGUCCUAACACAUUUCUGUGUUACAGAAGGAUAUUCUAAUGAGGCAAAUAGGCUUUUUAAAAUCAAAGCAAAUUGAAGCAUCCUGAAGGUUAAAGCCCCACUUGCUAUUAGAUUGACCAUUUUGCAUCAGAUGGUUAGGAAAGUUAUUAAACUUACAUUUAACGUUUGAAUUCAUGUUUCAGUGAUUUGUUGGAAUGAACUUUAAAUGAGUUAGAGUAACUAAUACACUUGAGAGGUUAUUACAUAUUGUCGUCAUAGUUUUAAAUCUGUAUAAUUGACAAUGUCAAGAUUACAUCACAGCUUUCUAUGAAGUCAUAAGAUGCACCUUAUUUUGUUAAGAUAAGAAGUUAAUAAAUAUAAUUAUAUUUAGUGCCACUAAAAUAUAUUGAAAGCUCUUUAAAUCAGAUUAUGAAAGACACCCAUUAUAGCUUAUGUCUUUAUGUAUAUUCUGCAAAUGUUCACUUUUGGAAACCUAGACAAUGUGCUAUCAAACCACAGUUCAUCAGAAAUAUUGUAUCGAGCAUGCAAUAUUGAAUUGCAUGAAUGUGUGACAAAAUGAGUUUAAAAUUCAUAUUUCCAAAAGGAUAGUGAGAUGUCGAUGUCAGAAUAUGUGGACAUACCGGACAGACUUAAAAUAAUCUUGACGGUAACACAACAGGUAGUGUUCUUGAAUUUAUAUGGUACACCGUCACUCACAUUAGAACACCUUAAAUUUAGGUCAUCGCCUAUUAUUACAAGUAUUGUACAAUAGUGCUAGUUUUCAAGAGAGGAUCUCCUGCAUGUAAUGGUGUAAAUCGACAUGCAUACAGAAACAUACCCAUUAAUGUUAACACAUUAAAGUUUCAAGAUAGAUCCUUUUAAAAAACAUUCAGUCCUCUACUGUCUGUGAUUUUAAAACAGUUUCACUUUUUUCAGUGUGUUUAUUGUCAUAGAAUAUCAGUAGCUCCUUCACAUUUAGUUUUAAGUGUAAUCCAAUAAACAGCAUAAACCGAAAUAUACAGACACACCAAAUAAGAUAUAAUCUCUCUCUCUCUCCUGCACAAUAUCUCUGUUAUAUCUGUAGGUAGACAUCAGUUAGUUUGAGGGAGUAACUAUAGUAUACUCAGAUUAUGUAUUGUCCAGAGUGUUAAUUUCUUGUCUUGAAUUAUUUGGAUACUUAAUUUGUCGGCCGCUUGGUUCCAAAGUUACCCUCUUCAAAGCUUCAUUGCUUUGUUCUAGAUUGCUGCUUAAACUGUCAUUCAUUUGUCAUUUAUCAAGAAGCUUAUGUAAGAGUAAAAAAAUAAAUAAACCAGCAACAGAUACAUGUGGGUAACAUUUAUGUUGAAUGAGAGAAAGAUCUGGAGAUUUGUAAGGUCUUUUAGAGGGCCAUUGUUUUGCUUCAGAUGUUGGGCCCUGUCUUGAUAAAUUUGACAACACUUUACUUACUUUAUUUCACUUUUCCACUGUUGUCCUGGACUACGGACAUUUAUUAAGUUGUAAUGUUGAACCAUUUCUGUACUCUUAAUUUAGUAAUAUCUUCCUCUUCACACCUAACCUGUCUCUGUUUAUUCUUGUAUUCAUAUAUAUUUUUGGUCUUGUUACCCCUGCAGCAGCUCCCCUUACCUCCUCCUAUGAACAGUGAGAGAUUUUAACUUGUAUAAUUAGUCUAAUAUUCUGUCUGUUAGUAAUCUUAGACAAGAGUUGGUAACAUUCUCAACAGUGAACCAAGAAAUGUACUUACCAUCUUUGGUAUCAUUCAGUUGUGAAAUUUUUACUUUUUAAUGUUAUUACAACUGCUACUCCUUUGACCGUUGCUACAUUUAGUAUUAAAAUUUGCUUAGCAGAACUAGAUAUUUUUUAACUGUAAUGAUUGAGAUUUUCCUCACCUGUAUUUUGUAUGGUAUUGUUUCAAGCCACUUCACCAUUAUGAUGUAAUUGUCACCACUUCACCGUUAUGAAUUUUUUCCAUACUAAUUUGAAAUUCGAAUGCCAAGUAAUUUUAAGCAAACGUUACUCUGUUUUCCUGUACAAAACCGACUUUUGUUUGUGCAACUGGUUAAUUUUUAACUAAAGUAAAUUUUCGGAAGCUCCAUUUCCAAUUUAGUCUCUUUGUAGAUCUCGCAUACAUAAUAUGCAGUUACACGGUUUCAGUAAAUUGAUAUAUUAAAUUACAUAUAAUGUCCGUAAUUGGAUAAAAUGAAAGAAAAUGUGAUGUUCACAUCAUCUUGGUGAAUUGCGGCUAAAUCUUGUAUUGUCCAGUUUCACUGCUAAAAUGAAGGUUUGUUUUGUCCUCUGAAGCUUGGACACAGCUUUUGAUAUUGAUUAACCCUAGAACACUUCAUUAACUCCCAUGUACAUGUAUUGUCUGUCUGAAAUAUGUAGCUUCAAUGGUAGUCAUCGAUAGGUUAAGUGUGAACACAUACUGUAACCAUAAACACAAACAAACGCUAUUUUGGUAAAGAGUUUUGCCUGUGCAUUCCUGUAGAUUUGUGUCUGGACCUCAGAUCUGACUCUUGCUUUAUAACUGUUACCCCCGUAUCCUGGCUGUGUAACCCUUCACUCCACAGGACCACAUGUGUGCUCUUAAAUGAUGCUGACAGGUUUCAAUCCUCGUCUGAUAACAGCAGUGUGUUGUGUACAGUGGCCCAAUGACAUCCUACACUUUGUUUUUCUCUGGUUCCCCACUGCCGUGUAGCAUGUGGCCUCCCUUAGCCCCACGACAGUCAAGUCAGCCAGUCCAUUUGUAGGCAACACAUUCUGAUGUCUAUUCUUGGGAAACUGAUCCGUUCAUCAACACAAACCGCAUUGAUGCAUGCAUCAAGAUCUCCGAAAAACUUGUGAAGUGAAGGGUAAAGUUCAUUAUUAUUAUUGCUGUUAUGGUUAUGAUCGUUAUUAACAAUUUCUCAUUUUUAGUAUAAAGAAAGCACCUGAUUGUUUGGAAAGAAACUUUCUUUUUAAUUUGUCUUGCUGUUGUGGUCUGAUUUCACAUUGGAUUGGGGGAAAGCCAAAAGGCUCAAGAGAGAGAGAGUCAAAGUCGGCAGUCAUGUUUGUAUGGUUGGGAAAUGACUUCAGUGCUGAAAUAAAAUUUAUUCUUUUAGUAAAA
Molecule: messenger RNA, 8907 nt
Organism: Triplophysa rosa
Lineage: Eukaryota; Metazoa; Chordata; Actinopteri; Cypriniformes; Nemacheilidae
Gene: fam120c
Product: family with sequence similarity 120C
Exons: 16
Coding region: 879-4019 (1046 amino acids)
Cellular component (GO): nucleus
Source: RefSeq, a predicted model, not a curated record